This is a messenger RNA of Nothobranchius furzeri (turquoise killifish), 2305 nucleotides long. NCBI's taxonomy places the organism in Eukaryota, Metazoa, Chordata, Actinopteri, Cyprinodontiformes, Nothobranchiidae. The record is from RefSeq and is a predicted model, not a curated record.
AUUGGUUCUCCGCGAACAUUCUUCCAUCUGUGGUGUCAGAGAAUCGAUCCGAGUCGCCUAUGUCAUCGAAGUCGAGGCUUAACAGCAAAGCCACACGACAGAAGUCAGUCCUGUGGGUUUCAGCUCAUUAACGGGCUUCUGCACAACUUUGGACCUGCUGAGCUAAUCUGGACCUGGCUGUGCUGGACACCAGACUGUCCAGGUGUGUACAGGAUGGCACCGCUGGAGACUGCAGCAGUGGGCGGGCCGAACCAGUGCCAGCAGGCCCUAGAUCAGCUGGAGAAGGCCAUCAGUGGUGUGCUGAGGGCCGAGCAGCAGCUGAGACAGAACGCCCGUGAGGUACGUUUGGAGCUCCAGAGCUGCGUGAGCCGGCAGCAGGAGGCCCUGCGAUCCAGGGAGGUGUGGCUUCUGGGUCAGAUCGACCUGCUGGAACAAGUGAAGACGGAGACGCUGCAGCAGCAGCUGCACCAGCUCCACCGGCUCAGAGGUCAGUUUGACAUCAUCACACACCAGAGUUCCAACAGCAGCAACGACUUGAACAACCAGCUGACUGCCUGCAUGGAGAAGUUGUCGUCUUUGAGUCUCACACCUGAGGAAACACCUGAGAUGAGUUUCCAUGCUGAUACACGCUCUCUAAGGCAGGCCAUCACCUCAUUCGGCAGCAUCACUGCUCAGUUGGUGGAGGAGGUGUCCUGUCAGAGCAGCCCUCCUAAGGUUGCGGCGGUGCAGAGCUGUGCCUUCACAGACCAACAGAAGCCAGAAGCAGCCGUUCUGGGUCAGUGGCUGCUGGGUAACAGUCCAGCUAACAGCCCUGGGAUUGGCUACCAGUCUAGCAAGAAUCCUCAGGACUGGCUGCUGGCCAGAGAGAGCAAGACUUCCUGUCCCGUCCUGGCCUCUGUGGACUUCCUGCAGGCCUGGGGUCAGCUCAAAGACCUGGAGGCGUGGCUUCUUCGGGACCAGAACCAGGUCAGCAGGGAGCGAUCCUGCAGCAGCUGCAGCUCCACCUUCUCCAUCGAGAAGAUCGACGAGUCUGAGUUCACUGAUUGUUCCGCUGAUGAAGAGGAAGUGGAGUUGACCGACUGGCUUGUGACCCCAUCCACUGUUGCCAUGGAGACUGACGCCGAACGGUGGCGCAGCGUGCUGAAGCCCUUUGAGGAGACUUGGCUGUCCAGUGAAUGGCUGGUGGAGGCUAGCCACGCCCCCACCGACUGCUCCUCCUGUUGUCAGACCACCAAGGCCAUGGAGAUCGAGAACCUGGGCAAUCUCAAGUGCCUGAAGACCCCGCCCCCACUCAGCCCCACCUUCCCAACCCCGGUGGACCCCUUGGAGUCAUGGCUCCAGCAGGUGGCGCCGCUGCAGCAGACGUGCAAGGCCAACGAGCCGUGCUCCACCUAUGCCAGCUGCGUCUGUGAGGAGAACUGUGGCAAAGAGGCACUGAGCCGCUGGCUUCUGCAGCAGGAGGGGCGGGACAAGAAUGGCGUCUCCGUCACUAAGAAGGCUCCGCCCACUCCGUUUCACAGAGAGCAGGAGCAGAAGGUGCAGGCCAUCCUGGAGGCCUGGCUCCACCCCAGCACCUCCUCCUGCAGAGCCUCCCCUCCAACGGGUGGGGCGAGAUCUGAGGAGAACCUCAAAAAGAAGGCCCUCAGCUCUCUGUCCCCAUUCCAGCAUUCUCUGGUCCCAGACCACUGGGUCAUGCCUGGCUCAGGAGGUUCUGCCCAUCCUGAGGAGAAGGAUGACAAGUGGCUCCUGAAGAAGAGGAGUCAGACCCAGGAGCGUUUGGUUCUGCCUGCUGUCUGUGAGCUGUUCUCCUGUAUGAAGGUGGGCGGAGACAAAGACAAAUGGCUACACAAAGCUGCCGUCCAGAUGUAACCAUGACGACUACAGAGAACGUUGCUUCUUCUCUUCUGCACACUUUAUAGCUGAUCGCACAUAACCACUGCCGCCUUCCUGACAUCACCCAGAGGCUCCGCCCACCAUUCCUGUUCCUUAUUCAGAACUGGACUCUUCUCAUUGUGGGUGGAGUCAGUCACAAGGUGGAGCUUUAGAAAAUGGGUGGGGUUAGUUUUAACAUUGUUUGAAUGGAUCUUCCUGAAUAAAGGAGUUAACUUGUUCUGAUCUGACUAGUCUUCUUCCACCUGAUGACAUCACACAGGUGUACUACACCUGUCCUAUGUUGUUAGCCAGGAGCCGAUCGCUGAGUGGGCAGCCUGCCGUUUGGUCACAUGACUGAGUGGCCAGUGCUAAUUGGUGCUUUGUACUGACGUGGGCUUGAUUCUGCUGUUAAAAAUAAAUUGACCUGAAAUGA